Molecule: messenger RNA, 2431 nt
Organism: Misgurnus anguillicaudatus (oriental weatherfish)
Lineage: Eukaryota; Metazoa; Chordata; Actinopteri; Cypriniformes; Cobitidae
Source: RefSeq, a predicted model, not a curated record
UACUGAUUUUCGCGAGGACAUCUCUCUCGGUUAUAUUAAAGCAGCCUUGUUUUUUCAAACAAUGGACUCAGGACUUACUGUAAAUGCCCCAGCAAUAAAUGAGGGCUCUCAAAGCGUUAAUGGUGCCUGUGAACUGCAAGGUGCAGCAUUACUAGUUACACAGCCAGGGUUUGCACCACAGAAUACCUCUACAAAAUCUUCAAGACUUAGUCUUAGUCGGAAACGAAAGCAGGCCGGUUCUAUUCUCCAUGAUAAAAGGACAUGUCCGGACAAUACACUAGUCCCUGAAGCGGAACCUCAAUAUACUGCCACAGAUUUAAAAAAAACAGUUGAAAACCUGCUAGGAGCUGGCACAAAUUCCUGGUCUGCUGCGCUGGCAAGGGUCUCAGAAGCUAACAGUGAUGCGAUAGUACCGGAUAAUACUACCGUCCUGACAUCGUCAUUGGACCCACAUACAUCUGCGAUGGUUAAUCUGCCACAAGUGGUUGGAGCCGAUGUUGAGGAUGAGCCUUCUGUGAUUUUUGAACAAUCUCUACCUGCAAAUCAGGAUAAUCUUAACAAUGAGUUGUUGCUGGGUUUGACUGCGCAAGUUAAAAGACAGACUGAAGGUAUCGCUGCAUUAAUUCAGAGGUCUACAGAUCAAGAAGCAUUGAGCAGACUAAUAUUUGAUGCGCUCCAGAAGAUGUCUGAAAAACAAAAUUUGAUAAACAGAGUAUUGAUUGACCGAUUGACAAAACCCUGAGAGAAUAUCUCGACAUCCAUAGAAGUGUGGUAAUUCUGCUUCAAAAUCUUAAUCAUGCUAUUUCACACGUUGCUGGUUUAUAGUUAAAAUACGUGUUGUUGUUGGUUUUUUUUCUAUAUUUUGUGAUGCUGUUUUAAAUGUGUUUUUAAAUAUGUUUUGGAUAUUUUGUGAUUCUGCUUUAAAUGGUUUUUAAAAUAGGUUUUUGGACAUCUUGUGAUGCUGGUUUAAAUGUGUUUUAAAUAUGUUUUUGGAUAGCUAAUUUUGUUGUGGUUAAGAGUAAUGUAAGUGUUUUUGUUUGGCUAUAUUGGCAUUGGCUAAAGUUAAUUUGGAAUGCUAUUUUGGGUAUAAUCAGACAAAAAUCUGUGUAAUCCUGGAGAAGAUCUAAAUAAUUUUGAAAAUGGCUGGUAAAAGAGUGCGUUCAGAUGAUGAUUUACAUAGAUGUCAAGAAAUGCGUACUGUAAGGGCUAGGCAUGAGCCUGAGACUGAAAUGAUAGGCCCCUUACGACUCCAAGUACGUGAAACAAUAAACGAAAUGAACCAGAUCCAUAACCAAAACUUUCAAGAAGUUAUAGAACCUGUGUCUGUAAUGGUAGAGCGCUCACGUCCUCAAAUACGUGAAAUGCAGAAUGACAUGAUUCAGUCAAAUGAACUAAAUUUUGGAACAAAUGUGACCAGUCACGGAAAGUAGGGACACAAGUCGGAUCUGGGGAAUUUUGAGUUAUUCACAGAUUCUGAAAGUGUUUCUAAGCUUUCCAAUGAUGUGUAACACAUGGACAUCUGAUAAGAUUUGGAGAAGUUGUGGCCAUUUGAAUACAAAACAUUCAAGAAAGAGAAUGCCGAGAAAUUUGAGAAAGAAGAGUUAACACUUUUCCCUGCCUGGAGAGACAAUAGGGCUCAUUUACAAUCCAGCCUGGAUCCUCGACCCCUUCUCUGUGGUUCUUGGUUCUGGCACCCCUAUAUCAGUUCCUGGUUUGUUCUUUGCUUAGUUCUUCCCCUCUGUGUCAUAAUCAUCUGAUAAAUCAGGCAACUGUGAGUUUGGACAGCUAUUACCACAACUUUCGGCACAAUAUCGGCUGAAGAUAGCAGGGACUGGAAGGAAGCUGUUUGAUAUUUAAAAGAUCAAACAGGGGACAGAGACUGCAUGUCUACAGGAAGAAUAGUUACCAGCUAACAGAGUUCCUAAAGCUUACAUCUAUUGAUCUGUACCGACGUAUCAGAGGUUUUGGGGUGUGACCUGGAAAGAUGCAGAUGACUGGCUUGGAAGGAAAGAUUUACCUUACAACUUUGAAGACAUGAAGACAACAGCUUAUUCAAUUGAGCUCCUAACCUGGACCUCUUUUAAACCUAACCUAAAUACUAUUACAACUUAUUUUAUUUAACAUUAUUUCUUCAUCAAGUCUUCUUGUUUCUUUAAUCAUUUGUAUUGAUUUAUUCACUAACAUACUGGCAAACAAAAAAUUCUAACUUCUAACUAUCUUUUUACUGACUUCUGAUUUCUUUUUACAUCCCUGCAGGGGGCAUGAAAUAACAGAGACACCUGGAAGCAAACAACUCAUUAGCCACAAGGAGCCCCAAAUCCAUUGGCAUCACGUUUUGAGUGACCAGAGCGUCAAUCAGAAAGUUGAAAGAAGCUCAACUUUAUGGUAAUGAGCUAUGACGCGGUUCAGCGGCAAGCAGCGGCUAAACGCC